Messenger RNA from Rosa chinensis, 2679 nucleotides. Its product is annotated as acylamino-acid-releasing enzyme. Lineage: Eukaryota; Viridiplantae; Streptophyta; Magnoliopsida; Rosales; Rosaceae. Gene Ontology annotation, molecular function: protein binding; serine-type endopeptidase activity. The transcript is spliced from 17 exons. Bases 42 to 2399 code for a protein of 785 amino acids. Gene Ontology annotation, biological process: proteolysis. The record is from RefSeq and is a predicted model, not a curated record.
AUCCAACUGUCAAUUUAAUUUGUAGUAUUAGGCUCUCAAUCAUGGAUGGAUCUAAAGCUGUCCCAUUGACAGAGAUGCCUCUGGGAAUUGAUGCAACGACUGAGGAUGAAUAUGCUUUGCAGUCUAGAUUACUGCAAGAGUUCACCAGUAUAUCCAGCUUUGACAAGGCAUGGAUUAAAUCUGACACUAGAAAUGGCUCCCAGCAGGCAAUGUUUUCAAUUAGUCAACCAAACCUUUUGGCAAACAAGAGGAGGAAAUUUAUUCUAUCCUCUCACAUUUCAAAAGGAAGCAGCAACUCAGUAAAGUUCGAAUGGGCCCCAAUUCCUGUUGAGAUGACAGGAGUCUCUGUGAUUGUUCCAUCACCGUCAGGUUCAAAGCUUCUUGUAGUUCGGAAUCCUGAAGCCGAAGCUCCCUGUCAAUUUGAAAUUUGGGGUCCAGCUCAAGUGGAAAAAGAAUUCCAUAUUCCCCAGUCUGUUCAUGGCUCAGUAUAUGCUGAUGAAUGGUUUCAGGGAAUUUCUUGGAACUCUGAUGAAACUCUCAUCGCUUAUGUUGCUGAGGAGCCAUCUCCUCCCAAGCCAACAUUUACAUAUCAGGGCUACAAGAAAGUUAGUACCAUUGAUAAGGACUCUGCCAACUGGAAAGGACAAGGGGAAUGGGAGGAGGAAUGGGGGGAAACCUAUGUUGGAAAAAGGCAGCCUGCACUUUUUGUCAUCAACAUUAACAGUGGAGACACACAAGCUGUUAAAGGAAUUGAAAAGCAUUUGAGUGUUGGCCAAGUUGUGUGGGCACCACCAGUUAGAGGAUCACAACAGUAUUUGGUUUUUGUUGGGUGGUCAGCAGAUACCAGAAAGCUCGGAAUUAAGUACUGUUAUAACAGGCCCUGUGCUUUGUAUGCGGUUAAGGCACCACUUUAUGGAUCAGAAGCUGAUGGGCAAGAGAUCAAACAUGAUAUACUUGGUGAAUUCUUUAACAGUUCCAGAGAUAAUUCAAUUAAAGAUUCUCCUGUGGUAAAUCUAACUAAAAGCAUAAGUAGUGCCUACCAUCCACGUUUCAGUCCAGAUGGAAAAUUGCUUUUGUUUUUAUCUUCAAGAAGUGCUGUGGAUUCUGGGGCACAUUCUGCAACAGAUUCUCUGCACAGAAUUGAUUGGCCAAUAGAUGGGGUGCCAUGCUCAUCUUUUAUAAUUUUUGAUGUGAUUCCUGUUGUAAUGUGUGCGGAUGAUGGUUGCUUCCCUGGCCUUUACUGUUCAAGUUUCCUUCGUAAUCCAUGGUUUUCUGAUGGAUGCACGAUGGUCGUAUCUUCCUUCUGGGGCAGCUGUCAAGUAGUACUUUCUGUCAAUGUGUUGAGUGGAGAGGUACUACGCAUCAGCCCUACUAAUUCAAACUUUUCAUGGAAUGUUCUUUCAUUGGAUGGGGACAACAUCAUUGCUGUGUCUAGCAGUCUAGUAAAUGUACCACGCAUCAAGUAUGGUUAUCUUGUUGAUAGACAGAAGAAAAGCACUGCAUGGAAUUGGUUAGAUGUACCAAGCCCCACAAACGAAUGCUCUGAGAAGGUGGAAUCUUUGCUCUCAUCUCUUCAGUUCAGUAUAAUGAACAUUCCUGUCAGGGAUGUUUCUGAUAGCCUAACAAAAGGUGCUGGAAAACCUUUUGAGGCUAUAUUUGUGUCUUCCAAAACUAAAAGAAGUGAUUCAUUUGAUCCAUUAAUUGUAUUCCUUCAUGGAGGCCCGCAUACUGUUUCUUUGUCAAGCUUUUCAAAGUCCUUAGCAUUUCUCUCUACAAUUGGGUUUAACUUGUUACUUGUAAAUUAUAGAGGUUCACUGGGAUUUGGUGAGGAAGCACUUCAAUCUCUUCCAGGGAAUAUUGGCUCCCAGGAUGUGAAUGAUGUACUUGUGGCUGUUGAUCAUGUCAUUGACAUGGGGCUCGCUAGUCCAUCCAAAAUCGCCAUUCUUGGUGGUUCUCAUGGUGGCUUUUUAACAACUCACUUAAUUGGUCAGGCACCGGAGAAGUUUUUUGUGGCAGCUACAAGGAAUCCUGCAUGUAACCUGGCAUUGAUGGUUGGUACAACUGACAUCCCUGAUUGGUGCUAUGUGGAGGCCUAUGGAAUUGAGGGCAAAAAUAGAUAUACAGAAGCACCUUCAGCUGAGCAUCUGGCUCUCUUUCACAGCAAGUCUCCUAUUUCACAAAUUUCAAAGGCCAAAACACCCACCCUUUUUCUCUUGGGUGCUCAAGAUAUUCGCCUUCCAAUUUGUAGCGGAUUGCAAUAUGCUCGGGCAUUAAAGGAAAAGGGAGUUGCUGUGAAAGUCAUUGUGUUCCCUAAUGACAACCAUCCAAUUGACAAGCCGCAAUCCGACUUUGAGAGCUUUCUAAAUAUCGGUGUGUGGUUCAAGAGGUAUUUGUUCUAAAUGAGCAGGAGUUUGGAAGCUUUCUGAAUGUUGCUGUGGUCAGGGCAAAUACUAAUAUACCGUGAAGGAGCUGUUUAGCAAAGUUACAUUUAGUAUGGUGGAUCCACAUACAGAUUCAAGUGGAAGUCAUUUUAAGUUUUUAACCAUAAAGAGGUUGUUAAACUGUACAUUUGAACCUUUAGUUAGAUAAAAGUAAUAUCUGAAUUCGGAAUUGGUGGUUUAGCAAGUUAAUAUGCCACUAUUUUUUUUUUCAAAUCAAAGCAUAAUAUUAUUAUUACGA